AUGGAUGAUCCAAGAUAUGAAGAUGAGGUGAACUCAGAGGAUGCAUUGACUGAAGACGAAACAGAUGCUUUAGCAGAUCUCCAAAAGGAAUUCGAAUUGAGGGCACAGGAUAUACGAGAAAAGUAUGAACAAUCACGUAAACAAAAGACUCACAAUCCAAUGUUGUUUGAGAAUGAUGAAAAGAAACGUCGAGUUGAAGUAUCAGGGACACCUCCACCUUCACCUAAGGGUAAAGAGAAACCAAAGCCCAUAUAUAAAACUUCUGCUCAUGAUGAUAUAGAUGAUUCAACACCUAUAUCGAUGCCUAAGAAACCAGAAGUUAAACCAUCAAAUUUUAUUCAAAAUUUAGAAGAUAUGAGUUUUAAGAUGAGAGCUGCUAAGGCAAUGUCAGUAGAUUAUUCAUUAAGAAAGUUUUCAUUUGAAGAUUAUCAUACGAUUGUACCUGGUAAUUCCGAAGUUAAUGAAAUUGAACCUGUUUCUCAUAUCAAAUUACGUAAACGAUUUAUACAGAAUGAUACCAUGAAGUCCAUUGUCAAAAAGACUGAUCCAGCUAUGAAAUUUCUUAACGUUGCCAAAUUCUUAGCUAAACUGAAUAACACUAAUAAUUAUGAAGAACCACCUUAUAGUAAUUGGUGUUUUAUGGGGAUAAUAAUCAAUAAAUCUGAUCCCAUGAAUACUAAAGUACGUGAAGAUGAAUCUCACAAAUAUAAAAACCAACAAUCUUCUAAAUAUAUGAAACUUUCAGUAGGAGAUUUCAAUCAUACUAUAGAUGUUUACUUAUUUGGUAAAUCCUUUGAAGAAUAUUGGAAAUUGAGUGUUGGGAGUGUUGUAUUCAUUUUAAACCCCAUAAUUCUGAAAGUAGAUAGUAUAAAAGGUUAUAUGUCCAAAGUCAAUGGAGUAGGAUUUACAUUGAAAUUAGAUGACAAUUCGGUAGGAAGUAUCUUAGAAAUGGGUAUCGCUAAGAGUCUUGGAUAUUGUACAUAUUCAACUCAAGAAUGUCGAACUGUGAUUGAUAUUUCUAAGACUGAUGUAUGCGAUUUUCAUUAUGACUUGAAAUUUAGGAAAAGUCUGAGUAAAAGAAUGGAAUUAAAUGGGUCAGUUCAAAUGAAAUCUCCUCAAAAAGUUAAACAAUCUGUAUAUAUGGGAAAGGGAGGAACUUCAAAUGAUGCUUACAGGACAUUUCUUGUUGAUUCCACUCCUACUUAUAAAAAUGAAGGCGGUAAACUUGAUAAGAGUCUUUAUUUCGAUUCAAAUAUUCUUGAUUAUCAAGGUAAGAAACGGAAAUUUCAAGACGAGAGAGCUAAUAAAUCACUUGAGAAGAAACUUUCGAAAUUAGGUCAGAGUAGUCAAAUGAUUUCUAAUUUGAAAUUAUUCAAGAAUGCUAAACCAUCAGCUCCACCAACUAUAGAGAAGGAAAAGGCAUUUUCGAAUGUUAUGAUUCAAGAUCUUGGGUUUGAUCCUACAUAUUCAGAAUCUACAGAACUUCAAAGAUCUAAAGGGAAGGAAGUUAAACGAUUACAAGAGUUGAAUCAAAUCAGUUUGGAUAAGUCUAAAGAUCGGAAUUUGACAAGUUCAACCGAAGACAUCCAAUCAAAGAAAAUGAAAUGGAAGGAGAAUUUUCAUACUUUGAAAGAUUAUAAACAAAGUAUGACUAACAAGUUGGGUGGAAGGUAUAUCAAUGCGGUGGAUAAUGUUAAGCUGAAGAAACAGUUUUUAUUAUCCCCAAAGCGACAUAAGAAAAAUAAAGUCCAAGAUGAUGAAGAGAUGAUUAAUAGUGAUGACGAUGAUGAUGAUAUUGAUAUUGAUUUUGGAAGUGAAGCUACCAGAAAGGCAUAUGAGAAGAUCAAAGGGUGA
Molecule: messenger RNA, 1854 nt
Organism: Scheffersomyces coipomensis
Lineage: Eukaryota; Fungi; Ascomycota; Pichiomycetes; Serinales; Debaryomycetaceae
Exons: 1
Coding region: 1-1854 (617 amino acids)
Biological process (GO): DNA replication initiation; DNA replication
Cellular component (GO): nucleus; nuclear replication fork
Molecular function (GO): DNA replication origin binding; single-stranded DNA binding
Source: RefSeq, a predicted model, not a curated record